AUGGGAAAGGACUGGGAAAUAGUCAAGCAAUUAGGAAACCUGAUUGUGGAAGAGGGAACUACCAACUUAACAAGGUACAUCGUGCUAAAAUACGACAUGGGCUGUUUGGUGAAGAACCAUGACAAUCAGAGUUUUGCUGCCACAUUCAUCCUCUUGGGCUUCUCAGAUUACCCAGACCUCCAAGUGCCCCUCUUCAUUUUCUUCCUGAUCGUCUACACAGUCACUGUUCUGGGGAACCUGGGCAUGAUAAUGAUUAUCAGAGUCAACCCCAAACUCCACACCCCAAUGUAUUUCUUCCUCAGCCACUUGUCCUUUGUCGAUUUCUGUUACUCAACUGUAGUUACACCUAAGCUCUUAGAAAACUUGAUUGUGGAAGACAGAACUAUUUCCUUUACUGGAUGCAUCAUGCAGUUCUUUUUGGCUUGUGUAUUUGUAGUAACAGAAAUGUUCAUGUUGGCAGCAAUGGCCUAUGAUCGAUUUGUAGCAGUUUGUAACCCCUUGCUUUAUACAAUUGCGAUGUCUCCAAAGCUUUGUUGCUUGUUGGUGACUGCUUCUUACUCUUGGAGUAUAGUCUGCUCCUUGACAUUAACCUACUUUCUAUUGACUUUAUCUUAUUGUGGGACUAACUUCAUAAAUAACUUUGUCUGUGAGCAUGCUGCUAUUGUUGCUGUGUCCUGCUCUGACUCCUACAUGAAUCAGAAAAUGAUAUUGGUAUUUGCCUCAUUCAAUGAGAUAAGCAGUCUCUUAAUCAUCCUUACAUCCUAUGCUUUUAUAUUCAUUACUGUCAUGAAGAUGCCUUCCUCUGGGGGGCGCUACAAAACAUUCUCUACCUGUGCUUCCCACCUGACUGCCAUUACCAUCUUCCAUGGGACUAUUCUAUUUCUCUACUGCGUUCCUAACUCCAAAGGCUCAUGGCUCAUGGUCAAAGUGGCCUCUGUGUUUUACACAGUGAUCAUUCCCAUGCUUAAUCCCCUGAUUUACAGCCUCAGGAACAGAGAUGUGAAAGAGACAGUCAGGAGGUUAAUCAACGCAAAGUUAAUCUGUUUUAAAGUCUAA
Messenger RNA from Elephantulus edwardii (Cape elephant shrew), 1056 nucleotides. Its product is annotated as olfactory receptor 5D13-like. Bases 1 to 1056 code for a protein of 351 amino acids. Gene Ontology annotation, biological process: G protein-coupled receptor signaling pathway; sensory perception of smell. The record is from RefSeq and is a predicted model, not a curated record. NCBI's taxonomy places the organism in Eukaryota, Metazoa, Chordata, Mammalia, Macroscelidea, Macroscelididae. The transcript is spliced from 2 exons. Gene Ontology annotation, molecular function: olfactory receptor activity; G protein-coupled receptor activity; odorant binding. Gene Ontology annotation, cellular component: membrane.